AUGACUUCUUCUGCACCACAAUAUAGUCCCAAAAAAAGACGACUCGUGCAACCUUUUAAUUUGGAUAGACCACUCUCAUACUUCUCUUAUCCUAAGGAUCAUGCCCAAUUCCAUUGCACCAUGGAUGGAGACAGCGACUUGGAGGAUGAUACCUCCAUCUUUGUGGGGAGACGACAUGAGUUAACUGAAAGAUUGGAGGAGAAUCCUUACGAUUUAUUAACCUAUCUCGAACGAGCGAGCGUCUAUAGCGAUUUGGGAUAUCCAGAUUUGGCAUCGGGAGAUAGUUACAAGGCUUUAUUGUUAUGCGAUGAAUUGAAGGACGAAAGUUUCGAAUAUCAUGAACAAGCGCUCGAAGCAUUUAAAUCUCGACUCGCAGAUGGCUUUUCGGAAAAUCUUUUGAAAAGACAUGUUCCUGGGUUGGCAGAUACGGGAAAUGUUACAGAGACCAUUGAGAGAAGUGGAAUCGAGAGGUUGAAUUUGGAUGAGGUGGAUGAAGAUGUGUAUAUGCGAAUCGCAGAUAAGGCUGCAUUACGAUGUUAUCAAAAUCUCUCAUUAAGUCUUCUGUUAUGCGGAUGCUUAAAGAGUGCUUAUGAUUUUUGUAGCAGAGGAUUAAAAGUCGCCCCUGAUGAUGAGGAAUUGAGUCAAGUGAAGGAUUAUAUUUUCAAUAUGGCGAAGAGGAGGUUGAAAACCGACGAGGUGGAUAUUUCCGAAUUACCAGAUCAAGGCUUAGUACGACGCGAAAUCUAUCCUUGGAAUGACCACGAACCCAAUCGUUUCUCGGAAGAAUCUCUCGACUUUUUAAAUCAGGAAUUGCAAGCUAUCUCUUCAAAGGUCGAGGUUAGAGCUGUUGAAUUGCCUACAUUGGUGGAAGCUGCGAUUUCUCAAGAGGAAGAUGGACAUAUACCUACAAACAAACAAUUGGGGUUAUUCGCAACCAAUGAUAUUCAACCCGGCGAAACUGUCCUCGAAGAAACUUCUGUUUUAACAGUUAAUAAUCGUUUGAAAGAUGCCCUUUGCGAUGCCUGCAGUACUGUAUUACCUCCAUUGGGUAAGAAUAGCACAGUAGUAGGAUGUCCUGAUUGUUACGAUAUUAUGUUUUGUAAUGAAACCUGUCUCAAUCUCGCCUUGGAAACAUACCAUCCAGCUAUUUGCGAAAAAGAUGUCGAUACCAUCUCCAAAGAUCCAGAUCCGAAAGAAUCACCAAACGCCCUCUAUCUUCUCCUUUUGGCUCGCGCAUUAGCCAUGUCGGCAACUCAAGAAGUUCAUCCUCUCGAUUUGAAAGAAGUUAAAUUUAUUUGGGGAGAUUUUCUCGAUUCAGCUAGUAAUGCGGUUCCUAUUUCUCCUAAAUCAGAGCCACCUCCUGUCUGGACUCUUCCAUUUUCUUUCUCGUCAAAUAUCGCAACUCCUCUUCAUAUCCUUGAGAAAAUGGAUAUUGACAUUUUUGCCGAAAUCGCAAAUUAUGAUCUUUGGAUUUUAAAUACUUUGUAUAGUAAAUUUAGGGGUACAGCAUCAGCGAGAGUAAAUACGUCAACGGGGAUGCCGGAAGUUGCGGCUGUUCAUCCUCUUUGGUGUUUGGCAAAUCAUGAUUGUGAUCCAAAUGUACAAUGGGAAUGGGGAGGAAGAAUGAAAUUGUGGUGUAGGGAGAAGAGAAUUAAUGGGAAGGGUGGCGUGAAGAAGGGAGAAGAGAUUUGGAAUCAUUAUUGUGAUAUUGAAUUGCCGGUUCAAGAGAGGAGAGAGUGGGCAGAGGGGAGUUUGGGGGGUUGGUGUAUGUGUGAGAGGUGUAGGAGGGAGUCGGGUGAGAUUUAUGGCGAGGGAGAGAAUUAUGGGGAGAGAGAGAAUUACGGGGAGAAAAGGUUAAAUGUAUUUGUGGAUGUGGGGGAGAAUUCGCUUACACCUACUGGUGUGGAGGUGGAUGGAAAGAUUGUGGAAAAUGGAUAUGUGGAUGUGAAGAUGCCAUUGUCUGGAGAGGAAGAUGUGGUGUCAAAUGGAGGUAAAAGAGUAACUGAAUAG
Molecule: messenger RNA, 2010 nt
Organism: Botrytis fragariae
Lineage: Eukaryota; Fungi; Ascomycota; Leotiomycetes; Helotiales; Sclerotiniaceae
Product: putative wd tetratricopeptide repeat domain-containing protein
Exons: 1
Coding region: 1-2010 (669 amino acids)
Cellular component (GO): nucleus
Molecular function (GO): protein binding
Source: RefSeq, a predicted model, not a curated record